GGAGCUCGAUACACAGAAGGACAGAGGGGCUUGCAACGGCGCAUUAUACCUCCGAAAAUGGGUUAUGGGAGUCGGCUUUCUCUUGGGAGCCAGAGCGUUAUCUUAUUGUCGAGCUCUGUGGGAAGAAGAUGUUGUGAUAUUGAGGGAUACUAGCUCGCAUGUGCAGGCCAAGAUGUCGAAUAUUGCUGUUGCUUUACAAGACUGGCAUGGCUGGGUCAUCGAGUGUAGGUCCCUUUAUAGAUGCAUGCGGAGGAGAUACGGAGAAGACAGAAUUAGCAUAACAAGUACAAUAUAGAUUGUCAUCUCUGGAGUCUGCGAUUGGGCCAGUGUAGAGGUGUACCGCCCCUUUG
Molecule: messenger RNA, 350 nt
Organism: Pseudomassariella vexata
Lineage: Eukaryota; Fungi; Ascomycota; Sordariomycetes; Amphisphaeriales; Pseudomassariaceae
Exons: 1
Coding region: 65-295 (76 amino acids)
Source: RefSeq, a predicted model, not a curated record